GUCGGAAGCCGAGCAUCGGCUCCGCGCCCGGAUUCCGCGAGCUCGUCUCACCGCAGGGAGCGCCGGAGCUGCGGCGGCCACAGAACUGUUUAAAUCAUGGACAAACAAAAUGUGCAAAUGAAUGAUCCUCACCCAGGAACACAGUUGCCAGGACCUCCAGGAUAUACUGGCUAUCCUGGCACCCAGGCUGGCUAUCCAGUCCCGCCAGCUGGCUAUUCAGGUGCUGGCCCAGUCGGCUUUCCUGUCCCAUACCAACCAGUGACUAGUCAGGCAGGCGGGCCUACAGGGGUACCAUGGAUGCCAGCACCAUCACCUCCAUUAAACUGUCCACCCGGAUUGGAAUAUUUGAGUCAGAUAGAUCAACUAUUGAUUCAUCAGCAAAUUGAACUUCUGGAAGUCUUAACAGGUUUUGAAACUUGUAACAAGUAUGAAAUUAAGAACAGUCUUGGACAGAGAAUUUACUUUGCAGCAGAGGAUACUGAUUGCUGUACCCGAAAUUGCUGUGGGCCUUCUAGGCCUUUUACAAUGAGGAUUCUUGAUAAUAUGGGUCGAGAAGUCAUAACUCUGGAGAGACCACUAAGGUGUACCAGCUGUUGUUUUCCCUGCUGCCUGCAGGAGAUAGAAAUCCAAGCUCCUCCUGGUGUACCAGUAGGUUAUGUUACUCAGACCUGGCACCCAUGCCUGCCAAAGUUUACACUUCAAAAUGAGAGGAGAGAGGAUGUACUAAGACUUACUGGUCCAUGUAUUGUCUGCAGCUGUUGUGCAGAUGUUGAUUUUGAGAUUAAAUCUCUUGAUGAUAAAUAUGUGGUUGGGAAGAUUUCCAAGCAGUGGACUGGCCUUGUGAGAGAGUUAUUUACAGAUGUCGAUAACUUUGGCAUCCAGUUCCCUUUGGACCUUGAUGUGAAAAUGAAAGCUGUGAUGCUCGGCGCAUGUUUCCUCAUUGACUUCAUGUUUUUUGAAAUGACUAGAAGUGAACAGAGAGCAGGAGUGUGGUAAUGCAUUCAUUGACAUCUCCUCAGAAAAUCUGAAGUCCCUAUAUCAAUUGGAACUAUGUAAAAGAAAAACUGGUGGAUUUUUCUCUUUAUGUAAAUGACUUAUUAUAGCAUAUGUGAAUUACACUGUGAUGCCUGAAGCUCCAGAUAUAUGAUUUUACUUUUCAAAUUAAAGAGUUUAUUUUUAAUAUCACUUGCUUAUAAAUGUUUUUAUACAUUUUCUUUUUCAUUGUGUAUUUUGGAGAAAGGAUAUAGAAAUUUUUACAUUUAAACAUAACUUCCUAUGAUUAAUUACUUUGAACUACAGUCUCUGCUUUAUUUUCAAUUUGUAUCGCAAAAUUAAAGACUUUUUAAAGUAAUUUUAAUAUAAACUUAUACCUUAUUUUAUUAAAUCUAGUUACAAUUUAUUUCAUAUGUAACAACUGUUAUUUUGCAAAUACCGUAUAUUCAAAAGAAUUCAAAAUGAACAUAAUUUCAGUGUUUUUUUACAAUUAUGUUCAAAUAAUAAUAUUCAUAUGUCAAGGGAAAGUAAAAUGUAUUUUUUGAUCAGAAAAUCACACUACAUUUAACUUCUCCUAUAAGCUAAUCUGCAACUAUAAAUAACAUUUUCAUUUUGACAAGACUAUAAAUUACCAAUUUUUGAUAAUGAUUUUUCGUGAAAAAAGAAUGAUUCUGUCCCCAAGAAAGACACAUUUAAAGACUCACUCACUCUAAAACUGGGAUAUUGUUAUAAGUUUUGAAGUAAUUAUUUAUAUAUGGAAUGGUUAGCUCCUGUUCUGUAUUCUGUCAUUCAUGGAACAUAAUAGUUUUCAGAUCACUCAGGUGUUAAUUAAAUAGAACAUAUAUAUUCUGAGUAUAAAUGUCUACAAUGGUCUGAUUAUUUUUACCAACAAUCAAAUAACUAAAAUAAAAAAUUGCUGAUAUA
Lipotes vexillifer (Yangtze River dolphin) is the source of this 1917-nucleotide messenger RNA. RefSeq names its product phospholipid scramblase 1 (gene PLSCR1). Bases 97 to 996 code for a protein of 299 amino acids. The transcript has 9 exons. Lineage: Eukaryota; Metazoa; Chordata; Mammalia; Artiodactyla; Lipotidae. The record is from RefSeq and is a predicted model, not a curated record. Gene Ontology annotation, cellular component: plasma membrane. Gene Ontology annotation, molecular function: phospholipid scramblase activity. Gene Ontology annotation, biological process: plasma membrane phospholipid scrambling.